AGAGAGACCCCGUGGCACCGCGUAGUUGCAGCGCAGAUUCAGUUUGAACCUGAAGCGGAGUGACCUUCCCGGGGAGUUAGUGAGAGCGAUACAGACAGACUGGCAAGCACUCCCGCAGUUACACAGAACAGCCCACCGACAUGAAUAGCAGCCUGGCCGGAGAUGAAAUUGGGAAGCUCUUUGUGGGCGGCCUGGACUGGAGUACCACGCAGGAGACGCUGCGGAACUAUUUCUGUCAGUAUGGAGAGGUAGUGGAUUGCGUAAUUAUGAAAGAUAAGACCACAAAUCAGUCCAGAGGCUUUGGGUUCGUGAAGUUUAAUGACCCCAACUGCGUUCGGACAGUGCUGGAGACUAAACCCCAUUCCCUGGAUGGGAGAAAUAUUGACCCAAAGCCAUGUACGCCCAGGGGAACGCAGCCUGAAAAGACGCGGACUAAAGAAGGCUGGAAGGGCAACAAGAAUGACAGCAAUAAAUCAAAGAAAAUUUUUGUUGGUGGGAUCCCUCACAACUGUGGUGAACCCGAACUCAGGGAUUAUUUCAGUAGAUUCGGAGUGGUCACUGAAGUGGUCAUGAUCUAUGAUGCAGAGAAGCAGAGGCCCCGAGGUAAAAGCUGAUCCAGUUUAUUCUUUUCUUCCUUCAUCUCUUACUACAUUCUCAUGACAAACUAUUCUGACCCCAAUAGAGGCCAAUUACAGCAGCCAUUGACUUUAGUUAGCUUUCAGUAAAUUGAAUGAGUACUACUGAUGUCUUGUGACUAAACAAUUGAUAUUGUUUUUGGUUCUCAUUGUAUUAUAAAGAAUGUAUGGGCUCAUCUUUUCAAAGCUUAGGCUGCUUUUUCUAACUCCAUUUGUUUUGCUUGUAUGAAGAUGAAAAUUAAUGCAAAGUAGUUUACAUUCAAUCUUUUGAUAAACCGUGUUGACCUGUGGCUGUUCAUUUUAAUUUCGCUGAACUAAAUUACAAAGUAGAAAAUAGGGGUUCAUUCGUGUGUAAAAUUCAGUUUAAGAAGUAAGCAUAGGACAGUGGAAAUGCAUGUGGUAUUCUGGUUAAAUUUAGCUAUUUAUUUGUUGUUGACUACAUUUGUGUGUGGGGAAAACUAUAAUCAGACUUAAUUGCUAAAUGAGUAGAAUAACGUGAUACUAUUUUUACUUCUAAUUCUGUUGCUCCUGUCAAUGCUUGGAUUUAGGCUGUUUGGUGACUGGCUGAUCAAAUGAACCUUGGCUAGCUAAUAGCUGGAGCAAUCUUUUGAGUUCUUCCAAUAUUUAUAUAUUCUGUACAAUACAUGGACUGAUGUGCCUUAUUUCUGCUUUGAUAAGCCAAGAGGUUAUUGAGAUAAUCCCAAACAUUGUGGGCAGGCUGCUAUUUGUAUUUCUUCAGAUCCUGUUACUGUGCUUAGGAGCAUGCUGGGCCAAUGUGAAAGCUUUAGUCGACACUCAGUAGCUGUCCAGGUUCCUGUUUAUUAUUCACAGCCUGCAGGUAGCCCCUUUUGAAUGUAAUAUGUCAUUAUUA
Molecule: messenger RNA, 1506 nt
Organism: Polyodon spathula (Mississippi paddlefish)
Lineage: Eukaryota; Metazoa; Chordata; Actinopteri; Acipenseriformes; Polyodontidae
Product: DAZ-associated protein 1-like
Exons: 6
Coding region: 141-614 (157 amino acids)
Cellular component (GO): cytoplasm
Molecular function (GO): RNA binding
Source: RefSeq, a predicted model, not a curated record